AUGGUCUCUCGCGCCACCACAUCCUCCGAAGUUUGGGAAACGUUGGCACUCACCUAUUCCAAACCAAGUAGAGGUCAUGUGAAACAGUUGAAAACUCAACUCAAAAAUUGGCGCAGAGACACAAAAACCAUUGAUGCUUACAUCCAAGGCAUUACCACUCGGCUCGACCAGCUUGCUAUUCUUGGUAAAGCGGUAGAGCAUGAAGACCAGAUCGACCUUAUUCUCGAUGUUCUGACAGAAGACUACAAAUCAGUUAUUGAUCAAGUGGAGGGCAGAGAUACUCCACCUACAAUAACAGAGCUCCAUGAACGCCUUUUCAACCAUGAGGCUAAGCUUCUUUCCGCCGCAGAUUCCGCUGUGUCGCCGCACCUACCUAUCAAUGCAAACGUGGCUCAACAACACCGCAGUCACUCCAACAACUGCAAAAAACAAUCGAAACAAAGGCAACUCCUCCAACAAUUGGCAGCAGACAUCACAGUCCAAUUGGCAGCAAUCGCAGAACAGGGCAGACUCGCAUGGUCCAAGACCAUAUCUUGGACGGUGUCAGAUCUGUGGAGUACAAGGACAUGGUGCAAAACAGUGUCCAAGGCUGUCGAGUUUUCAACAAACCAUCACUGUCUCUCCACAACAAACCCCAUUCACACCAUGGCAGCCAAGAGCAAAUAUUGCCGUCAAUUCACCUUACUCAGCCAACAGUUGGCUCCUCAACAGUGGCGCGACACACCACAUGACGUCCGACCUACACAAUCUAUCACUACAUCAGCCGUAUCAUGGUCAAGACGAUGUGAUCACAGUUGA
Molecule: messenger RNA, 798 nt
Organism: Microthlaspi erraticum
Lineage: Eukaryota; Viridiplantae; Streptophyta; Magnoliopsida; Brassicales; Brassicaceae
Source: the annotation of a GenBank genome assembly